Molecule: messenger RNA, 1518 nt
Organism: Scomber japonicus (chub mackerel)
Lineage: Eukaryota; Metazoa; Chordata; Actinopteri; Scombriformes; Scombridae
Gene: gdpd2
Product: glycerophosphodiester phosphodiesterase domain containing 2
Exons: 13
Coding region: 1-1518 (505 amino acids)
Biological process (GO): lipid metabolic process
Cellular component (GO): membrane
Molecular function (GO): glycerophosphodiester phosphodiesterase activity
Source: RefSeq, a predicted model, not a curated record
AUGUCGCAAGGCGAUAGUUGCUGUGUUGUUUGCAGCAGGGUUUUGUAUAGCUGCCACUUGAACCAGUCAAGUAAAAAUAAGAGAAAAUAUGCAUGCUGCUGGUUCUCAGCUGUCACUCUGGUCUCCCUGCUUUCCCUAUGCUGGAUGUACAUUUGUCUGGUUACCUAUAAUGACCGAGAGGAUGUUAACUGGGAAGGCUUUGCAAAACUGAAACGCUGGGUGAACUGGUUCAUGGUAGUGAUCAUUGUGUCUGCAGUGUUAACCAGCUACUGUGUUCUGCUGCUGGUCUUUGCACUGUUUCAAGUUGCUUUGAGGGAACCACUCAACCUACAUUGCCUGCAUAAGAUCUUUUUGUUUUUCAGUGUGCUAUUCAUCUCCUUUGGGGUCGUGGGAAUCAGUUUGAAGUGGCGACAAGAAUGGCCGACUGUUCCUCUCUCUCUGCAGUCCACAGCGCCUUUCUUGCAGUUUGGAGCCGUUGGAGCUUUGACCCUGCUGAGCUCGUUUGUCUUCCAAGGCUUCCACAUGGCCAAGGACAAAUGCUCGAAGUUCCUGAUUGCGACUGUCUUUGUAGUGGUGUCAGCAGCCAUCUUCCUAAGUCCGUUGCUUAUUGACUCACCUUGUCUGAUAGAACGGCAGGAAUUACCUGAAAAACCAAAGCUCAUUGGCCACAGAGGUGCACCAAUGCUGGCUCCAGAGAACACCAUGAUGUCGUUCAAUAGGAGCAUAGCGUGCGGCGUGACAGCCUUUGAGACAGACGUUCAACUCAGUAAAGACAGAAUUCCCUUCUUGAUGCAUGACCAUUCCUCUGGGUUCUUGAGGAGAACGACAAACGUUAAAGACAAGUUCCCUGACAGUGACUUCAACUACAGCUCCAACCUGACCUGGGAGAAAUUACAGAGUCUGAAUGCAGGUGAAUGGUUCCUAAAGACAGAUCCUUUCCGUUCAGUGUCCCAGCUCUCUAAAGAGGAAAGAGAAACAGCGGGGAAUCAGACAAUACCUUCCUUACUUCAGCUCCUCAACCUUGCCAAGCAGACCAAUAUCUCAGUGAUAUUUGAUCUACGUGGUACCAACCCAGAAAAUGACACAGUGGACACAGUCAGUACCAUCUUGGAGUCUGGCAUCGACCCAAGCCUGGUCCUCUGGCUUCCUCCAAAACAAAGACAAUAUGUAAAUAUGACUGCUCCAGGAUUCAUCCAGAUCUAUGACAAUGAAAGUGAUAUGGGUAAUGAAGGAGGGAAGCACCUGAAUGUGAAAUACAGCAAAUUCUCUACACAGAAAAUCAGGGACCUUCGGGAAAAAAACAUCACAGUGAACCUGUGGGUGGUUAAUGAACGUUGGCUGUUCUCUCUGCUGUGGUGUGCAGGCGCCAGCUCCGUUACCACCAACUCCUGCCACCUCCUGCAAAAUAUGACCCAGCCUGACUGGAUUAUGGCACGUCAGAUAUACCAAAUAAUAUGGAUUACAGUGGACAUUUUAUCUGUUCUGAUGAUGUUCGCACUCUACAUAUUUCAGUGGUAA